UCAUAAUUUUAUUUGGAGAGAGAUGGGAGAUUCCGCUUCUGUAGCUUUCUUGUGAUCAUAGUUUCAGACUAUCGGCCCCACACCAAACCGUAAAGUAAAGAGAAGGGCGAUUGAUCCCUUUUUAUUCCAGAUUUUGACACUUCUGAUCAUCUGUAUUUUGUGGGACAGAAGUUGGGGACCUAAUCCAUGGAUUCCCCUCCGUUGGUGUCGUACUGCAAUGGUGGACUCUCUCAAAAGAUUAUCAUCGAUACCGAUCCUGGCAUUGAUGACAGCAUGGCAAUCAUGAUGGCUUUUCAGACACCAAACUUAGAUAUCUUAGGAUUAACAACUACAUUUGGCAAUGUUUCCACAAAAGAUGCCACUCGUAAUGCCUUACUUUUGUGUGAAAUUGCAGGACGUUUGGAUGUUCCUGUUGCUGAGGGUAGUUCUGAACCACUAAAGGGAGGAGAGCCAGAGAUUCAAGAUUUCAUCCAUGGAUCAGAUGGAUUAGGAAACUUACAUCUACCUCCCCCCAAAUUAAAAAAAGUAGAAAAAUCAGCAUCAGAAUUUUUAGUAGAUAAAGUUUCUGAAUACCCUGGUGAAGUAUCUAUACUUGCACUUGGUCCACUUACAAAUUUGGCUUUGGCCAUCAAAAGGGACUCCUCAUUUGUAAAUAAGGUGAAAAGAGUGGUCAUACUCGGUGGAGCUUUUUUUGCACUUGGGAAUAUUAAUCCAGCUGCAGAAGCAAAUAUAUACGGGGACCCUGAAGCAGCAGAUAUUGUUUUCACUUCUGGUGCAAAUAUAGAUGUUAUUGGCAUAAACAUCACAACACAAGUCAAAAUGUCAGAUGAUGAUCUUGAUGAACUGAGAAAGUCUAAAGGGAAGCAUGCUCAGUUUUUGUGCAACAGUAGUAAAUUCUACAGAGAUUGGCAUGUGAAAUCAGAUGGUGUUUAUGGAGUUUUCCUUCAUGACCCUGUCUGUUUUGUGGCGUUAAUUCGGCCUGAUCUUUUCGUGUUCAAAAAGGGGGUUGUUAGGGUUGAGACACAAGGGCUUUGUGUAGGACAUACCCUUAUGGACCAAGGGCUAAAAAGAUGGAAUUCAGAUAAUCCGUGGACGGGCUAUUCACCGGUUUCAGUUGCGUGGACAGUGAACGUGGAAAAGGUUCUUAAUUACAUUAAAACGGUGUUGAUGACACCGUAAAUGAUGUUGUUGUCUUGUAAUUUUUGUUUUGUGUUUUGUUUUUGCGAUUGGUGGGGACUACUAAGAUUUCUGAAUAUUUAAUCAUCUUAUGAAUUAAUUUUCUAAACAACUAUUUUUCAAUGA
This is a messenger RNA of Lactuca sativa (garden lettuce), 1302 nucleotides long. Its product is annotated as uridine nucleosidase 1. The record is from RefSeq and is a predicted model, not a curated record. Gene Ontology annotation, molecular function: purine nucleosidase activity. Gene Ontology annotation, biological process: purine nucleoside catabolic process. Gene Ontology annotation, cellular component: cytosol. NCBI's taxonomy places the organism in Eukaryota, Viridiplantae, Streptophyta, Magnoliopsida, Asterales, Asteraceae.